Emys orbicularis (European pond turtle) is the source of this 10662-nucleotide messenger RNA. RefSeq names its product utrophin (gene UTRN). Gene Ontology annotation, cellular component: plasma membrane. The transcript is spliced from 75 exons. Bases 1 to 10662 code for a protein of 3553 amino acids. Gene Ontology annotation, molecular function: protein binding; zinc ion binding. Gene Ontology annotation, biological process: synaptic signaling. NCBI's taxonomy places the organism in Eukaryota, Metazoa, Chordata, Testudines, Emydidae. The record is from RefSeq and is a predicted model, not a curated record.
AUGAGCAUUCAGACAGUCAAAAGAGUUCAGUGGAAAAAGUAUACGUUUGCUUUUCUUGGGCAUACAGAUAUCCAGGCUUGUUCUCUUCCACCAGAUGAACACAAUGAUGUACAGAAGAAGACCUUUACAAAAUGGAUAAAUGCUCGCUUUUCCAAGAGUCGGAAGCCACCAAUUAAGGAUAUGUUCACAGAGCUCAAGGAUGGAAGGAAGCUCUUGGAUCUUCUAGAAGGGCUCACAGGAAAUCCAUUGCCCAAAGAACGUGGUUCUACAAGAGUACAUGCCCUAAAUAAUGUCAACAGAGUACUGCAAGUUUUACAUCAGAACAGCGUGGAAUUGGUGAAUAUAGGAGGGACUGACAUUGUUGAUGGAAAUCACAAACUGACGCUGGGAUUACUGUGGAGUAUCAUCUUGCACUGGCAGGUGAAAGAUGUCAUGAAGGACAUAAUGUCAAACUUGCAGCAGACAAACAGUGAGAAAAUCCUACUGAGCUGGGUUCGGCAAUCCACAAGGCCUUACAGUCAGGUCAAUGUUCUGAACUUUACCACAAGCUGGACCGAUGGGCUUGCCUUUAAUGCUGUGAUCCACAGACACAAACCUGAGCUCUUCAGUUGGGAUAAAGUUACGAAGUUGACCCCAACUGAGAGACUAGAACAUGCUUUCACCAUAGCCAAAAACCACCUGGGAAUAGAAAAAUUGUUAGAUCCUGAAGAUGUUGCUGUACAGCUGCCUGACAAGAAAUCUAUCAUCAUGUAUUUGACCUCUUUGUUUGAAGUCCUUCCUCAACAAGUCACCAUGGAAGACAUCCGCGAGGUGGAGACUCUUCCAAGGAGAUACAAAAAGGAAUGUGAAGAAGGAGCGUUUAAUGUACAACAAAGUGCAACACCUGAAGAGGAGCAUGAAGGUUCUAGAGCAGAAACCCCUAGCACUGUGACUGAGGUGGAUAUGGAUUUGGACAGCUACCAAGAAGCUCUGGAAGAGGUCCUCACGUGGUUGCUUUCAGCUGAAGAUACAUAUCAGCAGGAUAACAUAUCUGGUGAUGUUGAAGAAGUCAAGGAGCAGUUUGCUACCCAUGAAGCUUUUAUGAUGGAGCUGACUGCGCACCAGAGUAGUGUGGGUAGUGUACUGCAGGCUGGGAACCAAUUGAUAGCACAGGGCAAUCUAUCAGAGGAAGAGGAGAAUGAGAUCCAGGAACAAAUGAAACUGCUAAACUCUCGAUGGGAAGCUCUCAGAGUGGACAGCAUGGACAGGCAAGCUCGCCUGCAUGAUGUGUUGAUGGAACUGCAGAAGAAGCAAUUGCAGCAGUUGUCUGACUGGCUGACUGUCACAGAAGAGCGCAUUCAAAAGAUGGAAUCUCAGGCCUUAGCUGAAGAUUUAGAGUCACUUCAAAAACAGAUGGAAGUACAUAAAGGGCUGCAGAAUGAUCUUGAGAUAGAGCAGGUUAAGGUAAACUCACUGACCCACAUGGUGGUGAUUGUCGAUGAAAACAGUGGUGAGAGUGCCACAGCUGUACUGGAGGAACAACUGCAGAGACUUGGUGAGCGUUGGACAGCAGUUUGUCAUUGGACUGAGGAACGUUGGAUGAAGCUGCAAGACAUUCAGAUACUGUGGCAGGAGCUGGUGGAAGAGCAGUGCUUGUUGAAAGCUUGGUUAACUGACAAAGAGGAGGCUUUAAAUAAAGUCCAAACAAGGAACUUCAAAGAUCAAACAGAGCUGAGUGUGAAUGUUCGAAAACUGGCUAUUUUGAAGGAAGAUAUGGGAAUGAAGCGUCAAAUGCUAGAUCAGUUAAGUGAGGUUGGUCAGGAUGUGGCACAGCUCCUUGGGAAUAAAAGGGCUUCAAAGAAAAUUGACAGUGAUCUGGAGGAACUAACUCAGAGGUGGGACAGCUUAGUUCAGAAGCUUGAGGACUUCUCUAAUCAGGUAACACAGUCUGUGGGAAAUAUAGGAGUGUCCCAAGUUUCACAGAAGACAGAUACAGAAAUGAUUUCUGUAAAGGAGCAGAUAACGGUAAAACAAUCCAGACAGGAACUACCCCCACCUCCACCACCAAAGAAAAGGCAGAUACCUGUGGAUAUUGCAGCCAAAAAAAGGUUUGAUGCUGAAAAUGCUGAGCUGUUGAACUGGAUUUUGAAAUCAAAAGCUGCCAUUCAGGCCAUAGAAAUCAAAGAAUACAAGAAGAUGAGAGAGACUGCAAACAUGAAAGAAAAGUUGAAGGCCCUAGAAAAUGAAAUGGCGGAGAAAAGCCAGAGGUUAGAUGAUCUGAGCCAAAGUGGACAGAAUCUGUUGGAUCAAAUGGGAAAAGAGGGACUUUUUACUGAGGAUGUGAAAAAUGCCCUGGAGAAGAUAUUGACAGAGUGGAAAGAGGUGAUCAGGCACCUGGAAGAACUGGCAAGAAAGAUACAAUACCAGGAUGAAAUAAACACAUAUUUAAGAGAAAUGGGUGAACUUGAGAAGAUUGUAAAUGAGAAGGAGGUGUGGCUAAAAAAUGUCACUUCAGCAUUGCAACAGCCACCUUUAACAGCCCUAAAAGAGUCAUGUCAGCGGGAGCUCACUCAUCUGUUAAGUCUGUGCCCUCAAAUUGAACAUCAGACUGCUACCUGUAAGGUGCUCACAUCCCAAUCUGCUGCUCCAAAUUUCAUCCAAGACAUCUUGAGCAGUAUUACUGAUCGCUUCAGAUUUGUCCGACACAAAUUGGAAGAACGACAUCAGCAGCUGAAGAAAGAGCUAGAAUGCCAGCCUAGCCAGGAUUACUUGGACACUUUGAAGAGACUGAAGGAUACAUUGAAUGAAUUGGAGAGUAAAGUACAAUCCAUCAUGAGUGCUGUGAGUGACCCGAGUAAGGUUGAGAGAGCCUUGCAGCAGACAAAGACUGUUUGUGAAACAAUAGAAGACCAGAAACCUACACUAGAUAAACUUGCAGCAGAAACAAAAGCUUUGGAAAAACAUGCUUCCUCUGAUAUAGCAAAGAUCUACAAGCAAGAGUUCAAGCGUAUACAGGAGCAAUGGGACAAGUUUUCUAAAGAUGUUCACCUACUGGAGGAAAUUGUCUCUAAACUGAGGCUAUUUGAGGCGGAUUCAAAAAUCAUUCAGAAGUGGAUGGAUGGUGUGAAGGACUUCUUAAUGAAAGAACAGGCUAUCCAAGGAGAUUCUGAAGGGCUUCAAAGACAGCUUGACCAAUGCACAAUGUUUGUUAAUGAAAUGGAAAAGACUGAGCUGUCUUUGAAAGAGAUGAAAGAAGUAGAGUCCACUUUAAGAAGCCAGCCUGUUGUAGGAGUUGAUACCUGGAUAAAAUCUAGGCUAUUAGACUGCCAGGCACAAUGGGAGAAACUGAGCAAACAGAUUGUUAGUCAGAAAAAUCGGUUGUCUGAAAGUCAGGAAAAAACUGUAAACUUGAAGAAGGAUUUGGCAGAGAUGCAAGAAUGGAUGACGCAGGCUGAAGAGGAGUACUUGGAGAGAGAUUUUGAGUACAAAUCUCCAGAAGAACUAGAGAAUGCUGUAGAGGAAAUGAAGAGAGCGAAAGAGGAUGUGUUGCAGAAAGAAGUGCGCGUGAAGAUUUUGAAAGACAAUAUCAAGGUGUUAGCUGCAAAAGUGCCAUCUGGUGGUCAGCACUUGACAUCCGAACUUAACAUUGUGUUAGAGAACUACCAACUACUGUGUAAUCGGAUCCGGGGGAAAUGCCACACUUUAGAGGAGGUAUGGUCCUGUUGGGUUGAGCUGCUUCAGUAUCUGGACCUAGAAACCGCUUGGCUAAACUCUUUGGAGGAAAGGGUACAAAGCACAGAAAAUCUGCCUGAUAAAUUGAAUUCUGUCAAUGAAGCUCUUGAGUCCCUGGAAUCUGUCCUGCGUCAUCCAGCUGAUAAUCGAACCCAGAUUCGGGAGCUUGGUCAGACGUUGAUUGAUGGAGGGAUUCUUGAUGACAUCAUCAGUGAAAAAUUGGAGGCUUUCAAUGCCCGCUAUGAAGAAUUGAGUCACUUGGCAGUGAGCAGGCAGAUUGCCUUGGAACAGCAGCUUCAGGCCAUGCGGGAAAAUGACCACAUGCUGCAGGUCUUGCAGGAAAACUUAGCAGAGCUGGAUAGACAGUUGGCCUCAUACUUGACUGAUAGAAUAGAUGCCUUCCAGAUGCCACAGGAGGCCCAGAAAAUUCAAGCAGAAAUCACAGUUCAUGAAUCCACCUUGGAGGAGCUCAAGAAAAAUGCACGGUCACUGCCCGCAGCUUCCGCUGAAUGCAGGUCCCCUCGUGGUGGAACUCAGCUGGAUGCCCUGCAGAGGAAACUCCGGGAGGUAUCCACAAAGUAUCAACUUUUCCAGAAACCAGCCAAUUUUGAGCAGCGCAUGUUGGACUGUAAGCGGGUACUGGAUAGUGUAAAGGCAGAACUCCAUGUUUUGGAUGUGAAGGAUACUGACCCCGAUGUAAUCCAGGGUCACUUGGACAAGUGUAUGAAACUGUAUAAAACUCUAAGUGAAGUGAAGCUUGAGGUGGAGACUGUAAUCAAGACAGGAAGGCAAAUUGUACAGAAACAGCAAACAGACAAUCCCAAAGGAAUGGAUGAACAUCUCACAGCGCUAAAAUUUCUUUAUAAUGAUCUGGGUGCACAGGUGACUGAAGGGAAACAAGACCUGGAACAUGCAUUGCAGCUGGCAUGCAAAAUGAAGAAAGAAACUGCCUCUUUGUCAGAAUGGCUAGCCCUUACAGAGACUGAAUUAGUACAGAAGUCUACUUCAGAGAGUUCGCUUGCUGAUCUGGAUACAGAAAUUGGCUGGGCUAAAAAUGUACUGAGAGAGCUGGAAAGAAGGAAAGCUGAUCUGAACACCAUCACAGAGAGCAGUGCAGCUCUCCAGGCCUUGGUGGAAGGCAGUGAGGUUUCCCUGGAGGAGAAGCUCUGUGUUCUUAAUGCAGGCUGGAGUCGAGUUCGGACCUGGACUGAAGACUGGUGCAACACCUUGUUGAAUCAUCAGAGCCAGCUGGAGAUCUUUGAUGAGAAUGUUGCCCACAUAAGUACUUGGCUCUAUCAAGCUGAGGCCCUGCUGGAUGAGACUGAGAAAAAGCCGGCGAGCAAAAAGGAAGAAACAGUGAAGCGUUUGACAUCAGAAUUAGAUAGUGUGAGUCUCCGAGUGGAUAACGUGCGGGACCAAGCCGUUAUCUUAAUGAACAGUCGUGGCGUGUCAUGCCGUGAACUCGUCGAACCGAAGCUGUCUGAACUGAACCGGAACUUUGAGAAGGUAUCACAGCACAUCAAAAGUGCUAAGAUACUUGUUGGUCAGGAGCCCUUGCCUUAUAAAUUUCCUGUUGAGCCAGAACCCCAGGAACCUGAAGUGGCUUCUGCAGAUCUCGACAAAUUUGAGAGUGAUUUACAAAAUAUGUUAAAAGUUGUGGAAAAGCACAUGGAAUCAAGUGAUGAAGAUGAAAAGAUGGAUGAAGAGAGAGCCCAGAUUGAGGAGGUUUUACAGAGUGGAGAGCAAUUGUUACAGCGGCCCAUGGAGGACAACAAGAGGGAGAAGAUCCGCUUGCAGCUGUUGCUUCUGCAGACAAGGCACAACAAUGUAAAGGAACUGAAGUCUUUUCAAAGGAGGCAGGUGAUGGAGCUCUCCCCUGCUUUUUCACAAUAUAAGAGAGAACAGGACAGUCUAUUGAACUGGCUGAACGAGACAGAGCGCCGUCUGUCAGGACUGCAUGGAGAGGAAGAUGAACAAAAACUACAGGAACUGCUUCAGGAGCUUGAACAGCACCGUGAGGAAUUCACUGCUUUGCAGAAGAAGAGCAGCAACCUGUCCCAAUAUGGUCCAGUUGGGGAAGCAGAGCACACCAAUGUGUGUCAGCGCUGGCAACAAGUUGAAACCCAGUUUGCUGCAUGUCAACAGAUGCAGUUCAAACCCCAGGCAAUCCCACUCCUGAGGUUAAAAGGAAACUAUCCAUCAGGAAUUAGGGCCUCUCCCUUCCCUACUGAAUACCUUGUUGAAAUUAACAGAGUUUUGCUGGCCAUGGCUGAUGUUGAACUGUUGCUGAAUGCACCAGAGCUGAAUACUGGUGUCUAUGAGGACUUCUCUACGCAGGAAGAUUCAUUGAAGAAUAUAAAAGAUGUUUUGGACAAACUUGGGGACCAGAUUGCAGUCAUUCAUGAGAAACAACCUGAUGUUAUACUGGAAGCAUCUGGACUUGAAGCAAUUCAAAUAGGAGAUGCACUAACACAGCUGAAUGCAGAGUGGGACAGAAUUAAUAGGAUGUACAAUGAUCAGAAGUGUUGUUUUGACAGAGCAGUUGAAGACUGGAGGCAGUUCCACUGCGAUCUCAAUGACCUCACACAGUGGAUAACAGAAGCUGAAGGGUUAUUGGCGGAUGCCCACGCUCCAGAUGGUAGCCUGGAUUUGGAGACCGCUGGGAUGCAUCAGCAGGAACUUGAAGAAGGAGUCAGCAGUCAUCAGACCAGCUUUUCAACACUGAACAGAACUGGGGAAGGAAUCAUACAGAAACUCUCCACUACAGAUGGGAGCUUCCUGCAGGAAAAACUGGCGGGGUUAAAUAAACGCUGGAAAGCAAUUACUGCUGAGAUCAUGGAUAGACAACAGAGACUGAAAGGAGAGAAUCAGCAGCUAAUGGACUACAGGAAGAAGCUGGAUGAGUUUAGUUGCUGGUUGGAAAAUGUAGAAAAUUCCCUGGAAAUGAGACCUACAUUCAACCAUGAAGAAAACCUGCGAGAAUUAAAGGGCUUAACUGAGGAAAUGGAAGUACAAGGAGAAAAAUGGAAAUGGUUGAACAGAACUGAAUCUGAGGUACUUUCAGAUAAAAUCGUUGGUUUUCAGGAAAAAGAGAGAAUUUCUGACACCUUAAGGACUAUCAAUAUGAAGUGGAACAAGUUGUUCAAAGAGGUACCUGACAGAGUGAGAGAACUCGAGGCAUAUGUUCAGCAGCUCCAUCUUGUGACACAGGCAAAGCCUUCUGCGUAUCCUGCUGUCCAAAACGUGGUGUUAGUAUCAUCUCCCUUUGAAGCUCCUGUACAGACUCAGCAGGCUUUGGAACUUUCUGCACCUGCUGAUCUGGAUAAAACUACAACUGAACUGGCUGAUUGGCUGGUGUUGAUUGACCAGAUGCUCAAGUCAAACAUAGUCACUGUGGGAAAUGCAGAAGAGAUCAAUCGGACAAUUGCACGAAUGAAAAUAACAAAGGAGGAUUUAGAACAGCGCCAUCCUCAGCUGGAUUCUGUUUUUACUUUGGCUCAAAAUUUGAAAAAUAAAACUUCCAGUUCAGAUGUUAGGACAGUGAUCACAGAAAAAUUAGAGAAGGUCAAGAACCAGUGGGACAAUACUCAGCAUGGUGUGGAAGUACGGCAGCAGCAGCUAAAAUACAUGCUUUCUGACAGCAUGCAGUGGGAUCAGCAGAGGCAAGAAAUGGAACAGCUUAUAGGGCAGUAUGAUAUCCGUCUGCACAUGCUUCUGCAGGCUCCUAAAGAGACACUUAUCAAACAGAUUUCUGAAAACAAACUGCUAAUACAAGAACUGCUUAAAGGGGACAUAACUGUGGCUGCAUUCAAUAACCUCUCUAAUAAACUUCUUCUGGACUACAGUGAUGAUGACACAAGGAAGGUGAAAGAAAUCACUGACCACUUAAACACAUCUUGGAUAAACCUGAAUCAAAGAGCUGGUGAUAGGCAGAACGCCUUGGAGGUUGAACUGAAGAUAGUGCAAGCCUUACUCAAGGAUCUAGAGGGCUUCCUCAAAUGGAUGCAAGAGGCAGAAACUACAGUUAAUGUCCUUGCAGAUGCAUCCCAGCGGGAGAAUGCUCUGGAGGACAGUGCCUGUAUUGGGGAACUGAAAAAACAGAUGCAGGACAUCCAGGCUGAGAUUGAUGCCCACAAUGACAUCUUCAAGAGCAUUGAUGGAAACAGACAGAAAAUGGUAAAAGCCUUGGGAAACUCUGAGGAAGCGGCACUGCUUCAGCACCGACUUGAUGACAUGAACCAGCGCUGGAAUGACCUGAAAGCAAAGUCAGCUGGCAUCAGGGCCCACUUGGAGGCAAGUGCAGAAAAAUGGAGCAGACUGCUGACAUCACUGGAGGAGCUAAUCAAAUGGCUGAAUGUGAAAGAUGAAGAGCUGAAAAAGCGGAUGCCCAUUGGAGGGGAUGUUCCAACUUUACAGCAACAGUAUGACCACUGUAAAGCACUGAGGCGUGAACUGAAGGAUAAAGAGCAAACCAUUCUGAAUGCCGUAGACCAGGCACGAGUUUUCCUUGCCGACCAACCAAUUGAGGGCCCUGAAGAACCAAGAAAAAACCUGCACUCGAAAACGGAGUUGACCCCAGAGGAGAAAGCACAGAGAAUUGCCAAAGCUAUGCGCAAGCAGUCUUCAGAGGUGAAAGAGAAAUGGGAGAGCCUGAAUGCCAGUGCCAACCACUGGCAGAAGCAAGUAGACAAAGCGUUAGAGAAACUGAAAGACUUGCAGUGUGCCAUGGACGACCUUGAUGCUGACUUGAAAGAGGCUGAGAAUGUGCGAAAUGGCUGGAAACCAGUAGGAGAUUUACUGAUUGACUCAUUGCAGGAACACAUUGAGAAAACUACAGCUUUCAGAGAAGAGAUUGCACCAAUCAACUUGAAAGUUAAAACAGUGAAUGAUUUAUCUAGUCAGCUGUCUCCACUUGACCUUCAUCCAUCUUUAAAGAUGUCUCGCCAGCUGGAUGACCUUAAUAUGCGCUGGAAACUUUUACAGGUAUCUGUAGAGGAUCGCCUUAAACUGCUACAGGAAGCACACCAGGAUUUUGGCCCUGAAUCUCAACAUUUUCUCUCCACUUCAGUUCAGCUUCCGUGGCAGCGAUCUGUUUCACAUAACAAAGUGCCCUAUUACAUCAAUCACCAGACACAAACAACCUGUUGGGAUCAUCCUAAAAUGUCUGAACUCUUCCAGUCCCUAGCUGACUUGAACAACGUACGUUUCUCUGCAUACCGUACAGCCAUCAAAAUCCGAAGAUUGCAAAAAGCAUUAUGCUUGGACCUGUUGGAUUUGAACAGAACAAAUGAAGUUUUCAAAGAGCACAAGUUGAGCCAAAAUGACCAGCUCCUCGGUGUCCAGGAUGUGAUCAGUUGUCUCACUACUACUUACACUGGACUUGAAGAGAAGCACAAGGACAUGGUGAAUGUUCCUCUCUGUGUAGAUAUGUGUCUCAACUGGCUGCUCAACGUAUAUGAUACGGGUCGGACUGGAAAAAUCAGAGUGCAGUCCCUGAAGAUUGGGUUGAUGUCUCUUUCCAAGGGUCUUCUAGAAGAAAAGUACAGAUAUCUCUUUAAGGAAGUGGCAGGGCCUACAGAAAUGUGUGACCAGAGGCAGCUUGGCCUUCUGCUUCAUGAUGCCAUCCAGAUCCCUCGGCAGUUUGGAGAAGUAGCAGCUUUUGGUGGCAGUAAUAUUGAACCCAGUGUCCGUAGUUGCUUCCAGCAGAAUCACAAUAAGCCGGAAAUUAGCGUAAAUCAGUUUAUAGACUGGAUGCGUUUGGAGCCGCAGUCUAUGGUAUGGCUACCAGUUCUGCACCGAGUGGCAGCUGCAGAAACAGCAAAACACCAGGCCAAGUGCAACAUCUGCAAGGAAUGUCCAAUUGUUGGCUUUAGGUACCGGAGCCUGAAACAUUUCAACUAUGAUGUCUGCCAGAGCUGUUUCUUUUCUGGCCGUACAGCUAAGGGCCAUAAAUUAAAUUACCCAAUGGUGGAGUAUUGUAUACCUACAACAUCUGGAGAAGAUGUACGCGACUUCACUAAGGUGCUGAAGAACAAGUUCCGGUCAAAGAAGUAUUUUGCUAAGCACCCACGACUUGGCUACCUUCCUGUGCAAACAGUUCUUGAAGGCGAUAACUUGGAGGCUCCUAUCACACUCAUCAGUAUGUGGCCAGAGCAAUAUGAUCCCUCCCAGUCUCCACAGCUAUUUCAUGAUGACACACACUCCAGGAUAGAGCAGUAUGCCACCAGGCUGGCUCAAAUGGAAAGGACCAAUGGCUCCUUGUUGACGGACAGCAGCUCCACCACAGGAAGUGUAGAGGAUGAACAUGCCCUCAUCCAGCAGUACUGUCAAACUCUGGGAGGAGAAUCACCUGUGAGUCAACCGCAGAGUCCUGCACAAAUCCUGAAGUCAGUGGAAAAGGAAGAACGGGGAGAGUUGGAGCGCAUCAUUGCCGACCUCGAGGAAGAGCAAAGGAGCCUCCAGGUGGAAUAUGAGCAGCUAAAGGAACAGCAUCUUCGGAGAGGAAUAAACCCUCUUGCCUCCCCUCCAGACUCCAUUGUGUCUCCCCAGCACACUUCUGAAGAUGCUGAGCUCAUUGCUGAGGCCAAACUCCUAAGGCAGCACAAAGGUCGUUUGGAGGCCAGAAUGCAAAUAUUGGAAGAUCACAAUAAACAGCUGGAGUCUCAGCUUCACCGGCUCCGACAGCUGCUUGAGCAGCCUGAAUCGGAUUCCAGAGUUAAUGGAGUCUCUUCCUGUGCUUCACCCCAGUAUUCUGCUCACAGCUACUCACUUGAUCAGGACGCCAGCUCACAGUUUCAUCAGACAGAUGACUUGUUAGGCCCACCUCAUGAUACCAGCACAGAUCUAACAGAUGUCAUGGAACAAAUCAACAACACAUUUCCUACUUGCUGCUCAAGUCUCGCUGGCAGACCGCAGGUAUGGUACAUGUUGCAUGGUGCAGUCUUUCAGUAG